UACCUAAUUUAGUGUAAUAUAUGUUAAAUAAAAAGUAAGACAUGGAAUCUAUGAAAUUUUCAUUGAGUCGUGGAACUCCCUCUCGUCUGGGUUCGCUUGUUUUUGGCGAUAUCGCAAUCCCGACUCCGGCAAUGCUUUUGUAUACACAAGCUGGUUCAGUACCUCACCUCACAGUGGACAAUGUAGAACGGAUUAUCGAUCAACCAUACCCUCUAGUAGUGCCUCUUCAAUCAACGUAUUCUAUGCACAAAAGUGUCGCUGCAUUGGGCAAAGGUAUAAGUAAAUUCGCCGGGUUCAGCGAGCGGUGUCCUUCUGUGCAGAUCAUUCAGGACCCGCUAAAGGAGACACAGAAGGGUUUUAACAACCGUCAAGGAGUUUGCAUAUUUGAAGACGGAGGCAAAAUUCAGUUAACACCUAAGAGUAUCACUGAAGCUGCAGCCGUCUUCCGGCCGGCAGCGUAUCAAGCGUUAACCGACGGCGACACGCCAAAAGGCUGUUCAAAUAAGCGGCUAAGUCAUUCUGUCAAGCGCUCAACAGAUUACCUCGAUAGUUGUAUUCGAACAAAAGAAGAACAAAUGGUACAAAGUGGCCUCUUAGCGUCCAUACAAGGUGGAUAUAACGAAGUGUCCCGUAGAUUUUCAGUGUCUGACGCAAUGAAACGGGAUCAAAACAAAAUUGCCGGUUAUAUCUUGGACGGAUUCCACAUGAAUGGCGAGAAGACGGCUGAACUUGAAUUUUCAAGCAUUGCGAGCUUAAUUACAGUUGUAAUCGAAGGGUUACCUGAAAAUAAACCGCGGUUUAUGUUCGGCUGUUAUAACCCGGAAAUGAUCAUUGAACUGGCCCGAUCAGGAGUUGACUGUUUCGAUUCCUCAUAUGCUUGUCUUCAAACUGAUAAAAACCGAGCGCUUUUAUUUUCUUUUGAAGAGGUGAGAAACGUUACCGGGCAGGCACGCUAUCUACAGCUAGACGAUGUUGAUAAGUACAGAAGCGAUAUGGGCGUUAUUGUAGGGCACUGCAGGUGUUACACCUGCAACGAAGGAUUUUCGAGAGCAUACAUCAACCAUCUGCUUCUUACCAAGGAAUUGUUAGGCAAGAUACUUCUACAGAUCCACAACCUUUAUCAUUUAUUCAAGUUUUUUGAUAAUUUGCGCGCUGAUCUCAGUAAAUAAGAACAAAAACUAAGUAACAAAAAAAUGGUGGUAGACAACGACAAGUUAAUCUAAUACAGACCUCUGCAGUUGUAUAUUAUUGUAUUGUCUGCAAUGACAGUGGUCAGUACGCAAGAUAGGUUGUAAUAUGUGGUUGUACUUUUUAUUUUGCCGAUUUGAAACCAUGAAUUGUGGUUAAUAUAUUAAUUAAUUCAAUUAUCAUUUU
Varroa destructor (honeybee mite) is the source of this 1374-nucleotide messenger RNA. RefSeq names its product queuine tRNA-ribosyltransferase accessory subunit 2. The record is from RefSeq and is a predicted model, not a curated record. Lineage: Eukaryota; Metazoa; Arthropoda; Arachnida; Mesostigmata; Varroidae.